AAUUAAGGCUAAUUAAGUGACCAGGUGCGUUGACAGGAAGUCUACAAAAACACUGCCGCCCUUCAUUCCGUCCCAGUGUUUUGGUGCAAAGACAAAAACGCGUAUUGGCAAUGCAUUUCAAACAUAAAGGAUACUUCGGUGUUGUGCUUAUUUACACCAUCACAACAAUCGCUUUGCCUCUAGUAAGCCGGUGUGAGCCUACUGCGUCCUCCUUCCAAUCGAAUUCUCCUCCUGAUGACAGCAAAGGUCAUUUAACUACGGAAAGCAGCAGCAGUCAUUCCUCCGGCCCUGACGUCGGAGAGCGGUUGGACCUCGGCUCAAGGCGCGCAGAAGACCUCCUAAACUCUGACGACCUCCACAGCAGGAAAGAGAAACCCAGCAGCAGCCCCGAAGAAAAGCCCGAGAAGAGACUAAGACCCAAAAUGGCGUCUUCUUCGGGUCCUACAGGUGUCAGUGACCGUCACAACCCCAGGCAAGCCGAGGACGAGCCGGUUUAUUCAUAUGGAGACUGCAGAGAGGGGAAAAUUAAGCACGUAGUUUACGGCAAGUUUGUCAUCGCUGGCCAGCUGGAGCCAAACGUCCCAACUCUCGACUACCAAUCAGAGUCCUCUGCUUCAGUCCGGUCUCUGGGAAGCCAGACAAGGCUCAGGGGUCACCGGGUCAGCAGCACAGUGGAGAGCUGGCAGAGGCUGCUCCCUGUGGUGGAGUGUGAGGAGGACGGCAUGACCCUCACUGUCAGGAGGAGACGAGCUGCACAGCUCUUGCUGGACCGAGCGACUGAAUCAUCGGUGCCUCUGUCCCAGCUACCACCACAGUGUGGUUAUACUCUUCAGACCACAUGGAGAGACCUCCGUUUGAUGGUUCCAUAUUACGCUUGUCAUGUCAUUCAAAAGGAUGGCAGUUAUGUGCUGCCCCUGCUAUGGAGGGGAACCCCGGUCAAGAUGUCCUGUCCAGUCUCUCAGAUCAGCCCUCACACUGUGGGGCUAUCCUCCCUCUGCUGCUCUUCACAUGGGAUGACUGUCAAAGUACAUGAAUCGACUCCUUUGGAGAAGCAGAGAGUAAAUGUGAGAGGAGAUUGGACCCCUCUAGCUCUGUUGGCUGAGCAGUGUGGCUACACUUUGGCUAAGCAAGAUGCAGAUACUGUAAUUGCUGCUCCGUUUAUUACAUGUGGCAUCACAGAAAAGGAUGGAGAAUAUAUACUUCCUCUCCAGAUAGGCAAGGAAAUCUUCACACUUGCCUGCCCUAUGUCUUCUCCUGAAGAGCUCUCCGUUAACACUCAGCCUCUGGUCAACAGCCCAGCUCAUCUAACCAGGGGGGCAGAAGAACCUAUGUUAGGGGCUCAGGAGCCUUUUCCAUGGGCCCCUCCUUUCUACCUGGCUCCACCGUACUAUCCUCACCCUACAUAUCACCAUAAUUAUGCCAGUCCUAAAGUACAUGCUUCAUAUGAUUCUCCUACUCCAGCAUCUUUGACUCCUGAGCCGACUUCUAGCUCUCAGCUUCACCCUCCUGUUGAUUUCCAGCCAGAUUAUCAACCCUACUACGUCUACCAGAUGCCUUUCUGGGAGCCGUAUGACAGUCCUCCGUCACUCGUUGAAGAAAUGGAAGAUUUACGUCGGGAGAACCCAGAAAGAAGAAAAAAUCAAGAAACUCCUUUUUUGGCGUUCUCUGAGAAGCACAGUGUCACACCUACAGGCUUUCCAGCUCAGCUCGAAGUGCCGCAUUUCCAGCCUCUGAGACACGAUUUCAAUCCAUACUACCACUACUACCAUCACCCCAAAAUCCCCCUUUCUGGCAAACCUCAAAACCCUGAUUCAGGUCUGGAUGUUUCUCACGAAAUCUCUUCAGCUCACUUGCGUAAACAUGAAUUUUCAGCUUUGGCCCCCAAUGUUGAACAGUCUAAGAGCAUCAGGAAAGUCACCUCGGACCAGUUCCCUCCACCUGUGUCAGAGACUACCUUUUAUCCCUACGCCCAACCGGAAAAUGCUAAAUUGGUUGACAAAACCCUUGAAACUCAUGCUCCUCACCUUCUAAACCCAUAUCUUUACUACUAUUACUUUCCACAUAUUUCAAGGGUUGAGGCUGAAAGACUGGUUCCAUCACAUCCCGACAUGCCUGGAGAAACAAACUUGUCGAAUUCCUCACCACUUCCUCCUUCACAAAUUCUUCCAGUAAAUGAGCACAACAUGAAUGCCUACAUAAAAGCACACAAGAACUUUGAAAAAUAUAGCACAGAGCAGAUCAAACAUCCUAAUUUGUCUGCUAAAGUACAUUUGGAGCACAAAGAUGCAAGUCGCUCUGCAUCGGUGUCUCCUGCAGUGCUGCCUCCAGUCUCACAAGGUCCCCAUCAUAGACUUGAGCCUCAACAACGCCCUCCUCACACUCAAUCAUUCAUCAAUCAACUAAAUCCUUACCAGUACUACUACCACCCUUAUUAUCAUUACUCUCAGAUGUAUUACAGACCUGGAAACCAAGUUUCUCCAGCUUCACCCCAUCUUCUUCAAGCACCUUCUGCUCCGGCUCAACAUCUGACUCCACCUGCACAAUCAGUGUAUGGUUUUCAUAACUGGAUGCAUAGUCCUUUCUAUUAUCUAUACUACCCAUCUAAAGUGCCCGAAGGCAACGAGCUCCAUCCUACAGGCAGCAUAAACUCUGAAAACAAAUCUGCUAAAUCUCAGCUUCCCUCAGACUUUGACUAUGGCAUGAUGGCAGGAUAUUUUAACAUCCCUCCGCCACUGCACAAUCCUUUCCAUAGUUUAUAUUCACAUUAUAUUACUCAGCAGCACCAUAAUGAGCAAUCUGAGAAACCUGAUGAAGAUGCGAAAGAGAAUCUAGACAAAGUGAGAGAUUACCUCGAGGCCCACACGUACACGCCCUCCGCCUCACCCUGCGGCCUUGGAUCUGUGUCAGAUACUGAUUGCAGUAACUCUUUAGGCUGCUGUUCAAACACUGUGAAGGGCUGUACAGUGGGACAGUACUGCGUCUUUGCGGUGCCUGACUCUGUAGUACAGCCCACAGUUGCUCCUCCGGCUCAUUCCCCUGAGGACAUUAAUGCUUCCUGCACGCUGCAGAGGUUGACCCCUGAUCUUGACAUCUACAUUGUACCUCUGGAUGGCUGCGGAGUAAACAAACAUAUGCUUGGCGAGACGGUGGUUCAUCUUUUGGAAGUUCGAGGUUUACAUCCUUACCAAAACGGCAAUUCUGCACAUGAAAGUUCUCCUUUAAGGUUUAUGGUGGGAUGUAGUUCCUCAGCAGAUUCUCCAGGUGAAGUGAAGUUUCAUGUGAUGGAUGAACAGCCUCCUCUUCCUCUCUCACAGCCAACACCAGCCGCUGUCACUGUGCAACUGAGAAUUGCCGAAGAUGAGUCUUUCACCAGCUACCACCCUGAAGCUCACCUCCCUCUCAGCCUCUUGCAGGGCAGAACAGUUUAUGUGGAGGUUAGCCUGAAGGACCCCUCAGAGUCCACACUUGUGCUGCUGGUUCACUCCUGCCUGGCUUACACUGACGCUCCAUAUCCCAGUGGGAUUCUUGUUUAUGAUGGCUGCAGCAGCCUGGGGGUUUUGCAGAUGCUUCCGACCUCGGACUUGCAGGUCCGGAAGAUCGCAAUUUACAGCUUCCUCUCUCUUCCACCACACAUGACUAAAGGGGGCUCCCUCCGAGAAGACCCAGAGAUCCACUUCUUGUGCCUGACAGAAUUGUGCUCUGAUGACUGCACCCUAAGAUGCCUCGAAGGUCCAAACACUGGUGUGUAAGCAACGAAAUAAAGAGUAUUACACAAGUGCAA
This is a messenger RNA of Maylandia zebra (zebra mbuna), 3781 nucleotides long. RefSeq lists its product as uncharacterized. Gene Ontology annotation, cellular component: egg coat. Gene Ontology annotation, molecular function: acrosin binding; structural constituent of egg coat. NCBI's taxonomy places the organism in Eukaryota, Metazoa, Chordata, Actinopteri, Cichliformes, Cichlidae. The record is from RefSeq and is a predicted model, not a curated record. Gene Ontology annotation, biological process: prevention of polyspermy; binding of sperm to zona pellucida.